This is a messenger RNA of Rubroshorea leprosula, 2757 nucleotides long. The record is from the annotation of a GenBank genome assembly. NCBI's taxonomy places the organism in Eukaryota, Viridiplantae, Streptophyta, Magnoliopsida, Malvales, Dipterocarpaceae.
AUAUUUAAUAUCUCUAUUUUAUUAUUCAAUUAAAGAUGACAAGUAAUCGUCGUUGGAUGUAUAACCGACGAGGUCCUCGUGGAGAUUGUGGUGAUGAAUUCUUUAAUGGAUUGGAUCAAUUUUGUGAUUUUGUAUACAGUCGUCCAGGUGUGAACCCGAAUGCUAAUAUCCGUUGCCCUUGUAGUAAAUGUAGGAAUUUACCCCACCACAACAAGGUUACCGUAAGGGAACAUCUUGUGGAUAAUGAGGAACAUGUUAACGCUGAGGAUGAUUUUCGUCACAUGGUUUAUGAUGCAUUUUGUCCAUCUGAGAACUAUCGCCCAAUAAAUGAAACUGAGUUUCCAAGUGAAACUGUUGGGGAUGAGCCAAAUAGACAUGCACAAACUUUUUAUGACUUGCUGCGUGCUUCAAGCAUCCCAGUUGGACCAUCAUCUAAUAAUCAAACACUGCUUGGUUGGUUAGCGUAUAUGUUGCACACCAAAUCCAAAAACAACAUAACUGGUGUUGGGUUCAAUGAGAUCAUUCAUGGCUGUAGGCAAUUGUUAAGUCCUGAAUACCAACAAAAAGUACCAUCAAUUUUUUAUGAAGCAAAAAAAUUCAUGAAAGGGCUAGGUUUAGGCUAUGUUAAAAUUGAUGCAUGCGUCAACAAUUGCUUUUUGUAUUACGGGACGGAUGGCAAGUCACUUACUGCUUGUCCAGUUUGUGGUGAACCUAGGUAUGAAACACGCAACCCAGCUCAAACUAGAAAAAAAGAUAAGGCAAGGAAAUCUUUGUGGUAUUUGCCUAUAAUUCCAUGCCUACAGAGGUUGUAUAUGUCCCGUAAAACUGCUGAGCAUAUGACAUGGCACCUUAAAUGUCGUGCUGACUCAGAGGUCCUCAUUCAUCCUGCUCAGUCUGCUGCUUGGAAGCACUUUGAUGAAGUUCAUCCUUCUUUGGCAUGUGAUCCACGAAAUAUCCGUCUUGGUCUUGCGAUAGAUGGGUUCAACCCGUGGAGUCAUUCUUCGACAUCAUAUUCUUGUUGGCCUAUUUUCAUCGUCGUUUAUAAUCUUCUUCCUGAGAUGUGCAUGCAACCUGAAUUCACAUUCCUCACACUUGUUAUUGCUGGACCAAAAAGCCCUGCAAAAACAUUGAUCUUUCGUAAAGAAAACUUCAUAAUGCGAGCCAUGCUUAUGUGGACCAUAACGAAUUUCCCCAGCUAUGGUAUGGUUUCUGGUUGGAGCACCCAUGGUCGUUUGGCGUGUCCGUAUUGCAUGGAAAUGACUCGAGCAUUUUACUUGAAACAUGGUCGCAAAAUAUCCUUCUUUGAUUGUCAUCGACAAUUUCUUCCUGCAUCACACCCAUACAGAUUGAAUGCAACUGAAUUCCUUAAGGGCCAUUUAGAAUUUGGCCCUCCUCCUCCACGAUUAGAUGUGAACCAAACUAUUCCUGGCUUUGGUGAAACCCACAAUUGGGUCAAACGGAGUAUCUUCUGGGAACUCCCAUAUUGGGAGGAUAAUCUGAUCAAACACAAUCUUGAUGUCAUGCACUGUGAGAAAAAUUUCUUUGACAACAUCAUUCACACAGUCAUGGAUUACCCGUCCUCAAAAGACACUGCUAAGUCAAGAAUGGACUUACCACUAUAUUGUGUUAGGGCACAACUACACAUGUACUAUGACCGUUCUGGCACACUUUGCAAACCAAAUGUGAGUUAUGCACUUGACACACAACAAAAAAAAUGUCUAUGUACAUGGCUAAAACAAGUGCGAUUUCCAGAUGGUUUUGCAUCCAACAUCUCUCGAUGUGUGAACUUAAAUGAGCUCCGCUUAAGUGGGUUGAAGAGUCAUGACUGCCAUGUAUUCAUACAACGCCUCAUUCCAAUUGCUUUCCACGGCUUUUUGCCGGAUUCUAUAUGGGGUCCAUUAACGAAAGUAAGUAAUUUCUUCCGUGCACUAUGUGCCCCUACUGUCAACAUAAACGAUAUGGCGAUUUGGGAAACGAAGAUAGUUGAAACAAUUUGGACAGUGAAUGUGUACACAGGAUAUUAUGUCAAUGGUUUUAGAUUUAUGAUACAAGAAAUCAGUAGCAGAAGACAAACGUAUAAUUGUGGUGUAUGUGUCAAAGGAGCAACGAUAUCUGAUGAGGCUGAGACUGAUUAUUAUGGCAUCCUGAAUGAAGUCAUUGAGCUACUGGGAACACGUGUGAACCAAGUUUAUGACCUUGUUGAGGUCAAUCCAAAGUAUAAACUAUCGACCGGUGAGCCAUUUUGCUUGGCAUGUCAAGCAACUCAAGUGUAUUAUACUAAUUACCCAUCAAAUAAUCAAACAACUCGUGGAUGGUUCGUCGCAUGCAAAAUACGUGCUAGACAUUUGGUUGACACUUCUUCGACUACAUUUGAAAUGGAUGAAACAUUCCAAGAUGAAGAGCCACCAUCCACACAAUCGAAUGAGAAUAGCAUUGAUGUUGUAUCGAUAGAACCCAUGGAGUUGCAUGCAGGCGGAGCAACAGUGGUUCAAAGAAAUGAAAAUGGGGAUGAUGAUGUAGAUCAAACUGCGAAUGAAGGAGAUGAAGGAUAUGAGACAUUAGGGGAUGUUGAUAGCGAUAAUAGCAAUACAUAAUAAUAGUUUACACACUUAGUAUAUGCUCUUUGGUAUGUUGAUUUUUUCAACUUGAUAUUUUUAUGAAACAUGUAUGCUUAGAGUACUGACUAUUACCCUUUUUUUUUUUUUGUUCAUUGCCAUUAUUUAUGAUACUGUAACUACAUAAAAAAAAUUCAUAAAU